Molecule: messenger RNA, 4917 nt
Organism: Leptopilina heterotoma
Lineage: Eukaryota; Metazoa; Arthropoda; Insecta; Hymenoptera; Figitidae
Gene: Mekk1
Product: mitogen-activated protein kinase kinase kinase 4
Exons: 18
Coding region: 188-4195 (1335 amino acids)
Biological process (GO): MAPK cascade; protein phosphorylation
Molecular function (GO): ATP binding; protein kinase activity
Source: RefSeq, a predicted model, not a curated record
AAAUCUCUUUGAAAAUAUUCCAAGAAUGUUUCCUAACCUAAACACAGUUCGUGCAUAUAUAUAGUUUUAAGUUCCUGACACCGCUAAUUUACAGUUAAAAUUACGAGUUUAAAAAUUUUAUUUCAUCUAUUUUGUUACUUCUUGCAAGUUAUUGUUACAAUUUCAAUUUUCUAUAUUUGUAUAAACAAUGAAGCGUAUUAUAAAUGCACAGUUAGCAAAGUUUAUUGAUUUAAGUCCAAACAUAUGUGAUCCUUUCGUUGAAACAACAAAUUUGUCGUCAGAGAUAAUGAUAGAUGAAGCUGAUCAAAAGGAUAAUGGAAAAUCUCGUAAUUCAAAGAGACACAAUCGUAAAAAGCAUCGUGAAUGUAGACUACUCGCUAAAUGCGAAAAGGUCAUACAAAGUAAAUUGAAUUCAAAUCAACAGAGUAAUUUGGAUGCAAUGAUUUUUAAUGAAAUGUGUGAUGAGGCUGAUAUAGUUCGCGAUAAUGAGACGAAGAGGGAGUUGGCUAAAGAAGGAUGCCGAAAAGUUAAAAGGUGUCUAAAAUUACUUCGAGGAUUCGAUAAGGAUUUAAAACUUGACAUUGCAGCUGCCCAACUUGAUAGGAAUGAUGAAGCAAUGCCUCCUACUCCUAAUAAUAUUAAGAUUGAGACUCGAAAUAGAUUUCGAAGUCUGUGUUCAAAACCUGUCGACGUUGAGGAGAAGUUUAACGAAUCUCAGGGCAAGGAACUUCUUAGCGUCACUGAAACCGAACCGAUUGUUCAUUCUCCAAGGACACAAAGCCUCAAGGAGAGAGAAUUGUUUCAUGAUACUUUUUCAUUCCUGAUAAAACUUGGAAGUACGGACAAAGAACGAAACAAUUGCAAUCGUCAAAUGAGUCGGGAGGAAACAAGAUGGCAAAAUGAAUUGAAGGAUUUAAUUUGGCUUGAAUUACAGGCCAAUAAAGCUGAUCGAAGUCCUUUGGCUCAAGAUGAAUUUCUUUGUAAGCAACGAGAAGCUGUUGGUCCAUUACUCAGGGAAAUACUCGAGUACCGAUACAGUGGAGUCGGGAAUCUCAAUUCUUGUGGAUCAAGUUCAACUAAUGAUGUGGAGUCCAUCAAAUUUUCUUCUCCAAAUUGUACUGAAAAUACCAUUUGCUAUGGAUGUCUCUCUAUGUAUUGCCGAACUUGUGUUCGAACUCAAAUUGACGCUUUAAAACAAGUUGAAGUAUUGCUUGCGAGACUUGAGGCUGCGGAAACACUAUUCCCAUCGUCGCAAGCUUUUGCUAGUCAAUAUCCUCUUAGUAAGAGUCUCGAAUUCACUGGCAGAGUGAAAGCAAUGUGCCUCUGGUAUAAUAUGACUCGGCAACAUCGACUCAAGUUGUUAAUUCUGGGAAAAUUGCUAAUGUUGUUACAUACAAAAAAGAAACACGACGAUAAUACUGACAGCGGUUUUGGAUCACACAAUACAAAUAGCGAUCAUUCGAUGGAACAACGACCAUCAUUGGUUCGAUUUGAAGUUCCUGAUGACAAUACGAGUCCGUCUGAUAGUAACAAUAGUAAUGCAUCUCAUUCAUCUUCAAUCAGUGGUGUCUCAUUUGGAAGAACGUAUUCUUCAUCGUCAGAAUCAGCUUUUAGUUACACCGAAGAUGAAAAAUUAGAAAGACUUGAUUUUUACUUAAUGGAGUUUGAUCGUCAAGCCUACAGAAAAUACAUAGAAGAUGUUUUAAAGACAAAAGGACUGAGAAAGAGUUUAAAUUUUUUGGAAAGACUGCACACGACACUUCUACGAAAGGCAAGAUUGUCUUUAGAGAAACAUCAGGAAGACUGUGACAGCAGUGGAACUGAAGAAUUCGAAGGCGAUGAUGAAUUAAGACGUUACGGAGCUUGGAGUCCAGAAGCCAAGGAAAUAAAUUUACCUUCUUACAGAGCAGCCUUUUUAUUUCUCUCGCGCGUUCCUUUGGACGUUAUUCACGAGUUUAUGAUGAUGAGACUGGAACAAAAGCCAGAACAACCGAGUCCUUUGUCAGUUCGUCAAUUAAUGAGGGAACUUCGUGAGGGUCUUAGAAUUGCAUGUCUUCAUCGUGAUCGUUUUGCAAAACAUUCACUCGUCGCCAUGGCUUGUGAUAAGAAAAAUAGUGACGCUUUCUUUCAACAGGAAUUAAAAGAAUUUGACACUAGUUUAAAAGCUGUUUUUGAAGUUUAUCUCGAUUAUUUAAAGCAAUGGGUCGAGAUGGUGAAUCACGACAGUUUUCAUAAAAAUCUAAUUAUGAAGGAAUGGAAUUUUGUCAAGUCCAUCGCUCCUGAUAUUGUUGACGGUUACUCAAUAGCUGGGAAAAAAUUUUGUGAGAUUGUUCAAAUGAUGAUAAGACAAGUUAUACAAUUUCUAACUGAAAGACCUGAGGAACUUAAUGAAAGUGAAGUGUCCAAGGAAGAUGAGGAAUGGUCAACGAGAUUUCACUGGAUGUCGGUUGGUCGUGAAUGGCAGGGAAUGUUCGUAAAGGCUCAAAAUAAUGUCGUAAAAAGUGUCAAUCUUGCCAAAUGCGUGAGAAAUGAAAUUGAAAAUUGGCCUGAAUUUAAUGACGAUUUAAAACAUUGCAUCGUUUCAUUAAAAGAUGGAGUUCUAAAUUUAAGACGACAAAUCGUUUUAGUGAUUCAAGAGUUUCAGAAUAAAAUCGACAAAGUUAAGGAACCUAUAGAAGUAAUUGAAGUCGAUUGUCUAGCAUUUCGAACGAGAGUCAGAGAAAUUUUACAUCAAGCCUAUCGAAUGGGCUUUGAGUAUCAUAAAGAACUUUGUCGAUUAUUUUUAUCGCAAGAAAGAGAACUUCUUGUUCACGAUUUAGUUGACUUUGCCUUUUUGUGGAUGAACUUUGUGAGGAAUCGUUGUGAACGUGGACGAGGUCUACGACCAAGAUGGGCAAAUCAGGGUUUGGAUUAUUUAAUGACUGUUUGCGAACCACUUAAUACUAAAUAUUUGACUGACGAUGAAUUCGAGGAGUUGAAAUCGUGCAUGGAUCGGUGUAUUUCUCACGUUAUUGGCAGUGCCUCAUCGCCGGGAAUUAAUUCAGAAGGCGAAGGUUUGAAAAAAUUAUCACAUUCGAGAGCAUCAUCGCCCUCACAGGGACGAAACAGGGCAUCGAGUUUCAAUCAAAAAAAUAAAGAUUUCUUGAAGUCUCCGGAAGUUUUGGGAUUAAUAAAAAAAUCACCAUCGCAAACGGCCGUUGAUGGGAGUGCGACAACAUCCGAGAAUACGUUCACAAGACAAGAAAGAGUUUUGCAAGCGGUGCAAAAAUUAGAGGUUCUUAUAAAUGAGAAAUUAAAGAGUCUCGAGCUAAUUGGACAAGUUACUGACAGGAAAAGCGUUGAUAAAAUUCAUAUAAAAGCUAAACGUGUCACCUUCACAUGGCAGAGAGGAAUUAAAAUUGGUCAGGGACGUUUUGGAAAAGUUUAUACUGUUGUCAAUAAUCAGACGGGAGAACUUCUAGCUAUGAAGGAACUUCAACUUCAACCUGGAGAUCACAGAGCUAUUAAAAGGAUUGCAGAGGAACUUAAAAUCUUCGAAGGUAUUCAACAUCAACAUUUGGUGCGAUAUUAUGGCUUGGAGGUUCACAGAGAAGAAAUGUUGAUAUUCAUGGAAUUUUGUGCAGAAGGCACUCUUGAAAGUUUAGUCGCUGGAAGUGAAAUUGGUUUGCCUGAAACUUUAGUUCGAAAAUAUACGAAUCAAAUGCUUCUUGCGGUUGCAGUACUUCAUGCUCAUGGAAUAGUUCAUCGAGAUAUUAAAACUGCCAAUAUAUUUUUAACAAAUGAAGGAGAUUGUUUGAAAUUGGGAGAUUUUGGUUGUGCGGUUCAAAUUAAGGCGCACACGACAAUGCCAGGUGAAUUGCAAGGUUUCGUUGGGACACAAGCUUAUAUGGCUCCGGAAAUAUUCAUGAAAAACGAGAGCAGUGGACAUGGCAGGGCUGCGGAUAUUUGGUCCGUUGGAUGCUGCGUCGUUGAAAUGUCCAGCGGACGAAGACCCUGGUCGGAGUUCGAUUCAAAUUACCAAAUAAUGUUCAAGGUUGGUAUGGGAGAAUCUCCUGCGCUGCCAAAAAGUCUUUCCCAGGAAGGAAUUGAUUUUAUACAAAAAUGUUUACAACAUGAUUCGAGAAAGCGACCAACGGCAAAUUCUCUUCUCUCUCACAGCUUCGCUCGCGCCUAUGAUGACGUGAAUGCUGACUAAUCGUCUCGAUUAUGAAAAAGACAAUAUUCGUUAAUUGUGAUUAACAUAAAUUCCCCCCCCCCCUUUUUUUGCAAUCUCAAACACAAAAUUUAUCAUUAAUUUUGAAAAUCUGCUCCACAAAGUGUUGAAUUAAUUUUAUAUCUUCGAAAAAUCCCAUCUCUAUAAUAGCUGUAAAUAGUACUUAGUUCACAAGUUCCAUUUUCAAUGGAAAUAAUGGCUAGUGAUAGUUUUGAUAAAAUUUAAGAGCAACCUCUAUGAGGGAAUGAAAAUAAUUAUCGUAUAAAUUAAGUCGUCUAAAACUUUUCAUUGGAAAUUUUAUCAAUACGCCGAUAAAAAUUGGAAAAUAUGUUUUAGAAAUUGUAUUCUUGAGAGAAUAAUCAAUUUUCCAAUUAAAUAUUUUGAAUUGAAAAUAACAAAGAAGAAAAGUUUUAGAAUUAAAAAGGAAUGAUUCGAUCUUGAAUGUGAAUAAAAAUGAAAUAUAAAAGUAGAAAGAUUUACGAAAGAAUAUUAUGGAAUGAGAGCAAAAAGUGUAAAAUAAGAAUAUAGAUGUAAGAUAUGAGGAAAAAAUUUUUUUUCAUGAAAAAAUUGAUAGGAAUUUAAAGACUAAGGAGAGUAUAUAAAAUAUAAAAGUAGGAGGAAAUAAAAAAUUUAUUCUUCGUUAUAAAAAAAAAGGAGUGAAUAGUGUACUCAAGACUAUUUUGAAUAAAAAUGACAACUUCGAA